Pyricularia grisea is the source of this 4441-nucleotide messenger RNA. RefSeq lists its product as uncharacterized. The transcript is spliced from 3 exons. Lineage: Eukaryota; Fungi; Ascomycota; Sordariomycetes; Magnaporthales; Pyriculariaceae. The record is from RefSeq and is a predicted model, not a curated record. Gene Ontology annotation, biological process: mitotic spindle assembly checkpoint signaling; protein localization to kinetochore; mitotic sister chromatid biorientation. The coding region runs from base 1 to 4320 and encodes 1439 amino acids.
AUGCCGCCACAAGGCGACGUCACGCUCCCCGCGACCAAGAGAGCGCGCAAGUCGCUGAGCGGUCUUGAACCGUCCAGAAAGGCUGGAGAAAAGGAAAAUGCUACGGUCGACGUGUCGGCGGCAUCACUGGCCGCGAAUCGCAAAAAGUCGCGGAGCAAGAGCAUAGGGCCUGGUGGCCUAGACGCGCUCAAACCUGCGAAUGGAAACAGGAGACAGUCUAUAGCUGCACCUCUGCCAAGAUCAAUCCUCAAACCGACCAUCCCUAUCUUGCCCGAAAUACCACCACAUAAACCGAAGCAGGCCACUAGUAGGAAUGAAGGCGACUCCACCAAGGUCGCCUUGCGGACAGAGGAGGAGCAGCAAGCCGCAGCGCGCGAGCGUGAGGAGAGGGAGAGGGUGGCCCUUGAAAAGGAAAUCAAGGACAGACGAGAAGCCCGACGCAAGUCACUGGCCAACAGGCGUGUAUCGUUUGCGGCUGAAGCUACGUUGCACACAUUCCACGAGAUUGAGUACCUCCAAGAUUCGACCACAUCAACGGAUUCUACGAGACGCGCUUCAUCACGUGCGGCUCCAUCUCCGGCGCCGCAGGUAUCACAGCCCGAGUCGGACCCAGCAGAGCCGCCCUCAACCCCACCUGAACAUAUAGAUGAUAUGGUCCCAGACUCUCCGGCAGAUCAGAGGGAUCUCCACCAAAAGAAACGGAGACGGAGUUCAGGAAUCUCGCCUUUGGACGAGCAUGACGAAACUAUGGGCUCCACGGUGUACGAUUCGGACUCGGACAACGGCGACGAUAUCAUUGAAGACCCAGAUGAGGCGGAGUCUGACUCGGACGCUGGUGACGGCACGAUGAUGACGCUGGAUGCCGACGAGGUGACCACAGCUUCUGCUGUAUCUGCGGGUUCCAUGUCUAUGAUGAGCAGCGAUUCCACGGCCAGUAUCGACGAGAUGCUACGACUAGCCACGCAGCGAGCAGGUGUCCGUUCGGCUGCAAAUGAGGAUGAGGAGGUAAUUCCUGCCUUUGUUGGCUGGGGCAAGAAGGCCGCCUCGGGCAGUGGAAUGCAGGAGGACCAGGAGAUUUUCUCAAGUCCUGUACGAUCAGUUGUGGACGAGGACGACGGCAUGGAUAUGGAGGAGACGCAUGCUAUGGGAGGGAUCCUCACAGCGGCAGAUGCCGAUGAGACCAUGGCCAGCGAAAGCGGGAUGGAUAUGUCAAUGGACAUGACACACGCCCUUGGAGGGAUCAUGGCACAGAAGAGAGCAGCCCAGAGGGAGGCGACCAUGUGCGUGGACCAGACUAUGGAUUUCACCACUCCAAUGGGUGGGAUCCAAUCUGCAGCCGGAGACGAUGACGAACAAGAAGACAGCGAAGGCUACGAGGAUAUGUCAAUGGAGCUGACCACCGUCAUGGGUGGUGUUUGGUCGACAGGAGCUGCUAAGGGCGGCAAGCCUGGAGCGCGGCGCCGGACAACAACGAUGCGCCCCGAUGAUAUAGAUGCAGAGCCAACUGUCGGCAUGGACAUGACAGUGGGAUUAGGCAAAAUCAUCUCUACCGAUAAGGAUACUGAGAGUGACGGGGAGAUGGACAUGACUGCGGGCAUGGACAUGUCUCCUGUGUCACUAGGUGGAAUCCUCGCAUCGGUCACUCGUCCAGUGGAUGAAAACGACAAAACGCCUCAGGGGUCUCGCUCAUCACUAGAGAAGGCGCCUUCGGUAAACGGCAGGCAAUCGUCGCCGUCCAGGCCAUCCUCGUCAAUCAAGAACUCUUUGACAUCGACUUUAAACCGUAACCCUUUAUCCAACUGUUCACCAAGCCGCUCACCUGAGCGUUCAGCAUUCAAGGGCAGUGAACUCCGCAGGUCACCAGAUCGUCCAUUUUCUCCGGUUCGCAAGUCUCCAGCUCGAAACUCUCCCGCAAAACCAUCGAUUCAACCCGCCAAAUCUCCCGAGCGGCCACGCACGCCGUCGCGGUCUUCACCAUCUAGAUUCAUUGCUAGUGGAUCCAAGUCGCCGGUGCGUUCAGCUGGUCAAAAGAAUAAGCAGACCCCUGUGUCGCCAGCAAAGCAAAAGUCCCCUACCAGGUCUCUUUUUCAACAGGAUCCCGCGACAGGGGCAACAACUCCCCUUGUAGCCCUGACACCUCAGAGGCGACGACUCUCUGGUGUCGGUGCUGACCGCUCGGGGCUGGGUUCUCCGAGGGUUGCGGAGCUUCUCGAACGCCGAGCAUCUAUUGGCGAGGCAGCAAAAGAGUUCUCGCCUAGUAGAAAUCUGGAGCUUGGUCGCCGGGGUGUCAAGUGGGAUGACCCGCGCAUGAUGGAGCAAGAAAUCGACCGCCAAAGGCAACAAGAAAUGGACAAGGAAGAUGGCCGUAAGAUCAUGGAGCGGGAGGCCGACGAGCGAGACGUCACCCUGAAUCUUAGAGAGAUGAUUCAGGGACUCAGCCCCAAGAAGAAUCCUCUCCGUGGUCGCAAGAGCUUACACGUUGGCAGUGCCAAGGGCUUGCUGGGAAAGCGUCCUUCCGAGCUGGAUGAUGGGGGGGAGGAGGAGCAGGAUGGAGUGAAGAGACUAAAGAACCACCAAGGGAGUCCAGUCAAAAGUAUCAAACUGCAGCAGCCUCCAUCCAAAGAGGAGACCACGGGACGACUUUCAAAGUUCAGUAGGAGCCAAGACUCAACCAAGCAAUCUCUGGAAGUUUCUACACCAACAUCUCCUAUCAAGAUCUCUAGGACCGCACCAAGCCCGAGACGUUUAAGUCAUUUUAGGGACGUUGAGAACGAUGGCGCAAUAGAUCUCGGCAGAGGCGAGGGCGUUGAUGCCGAGGAUCUGGACGACGACGACGACGACGACGAAGAACGUAUCAGUCUUCAGGACUUCCUCAACAUGACCAGCAUUCGCUUCAUGGAACUGACGACCACAAAACGCCGACACACCGUCGCACCACAGGCCAAGAAUAACUCUGAAAGUGACGGCAAGGAUGACAUGUCAUUUGAGCGCUGCGUCGUGGCCGGCGCCUGUACGGUGCCGAUGCUAGAGCUGUAUCAACACUCCUGCCGCGAGCUGAAGAAGUACAUCUCGGAGGGUCGUGACAUCGUCAGGGAGAUCGAGAGCGAGACGCUCGCUGACAACCCGCCUCUGUUCCGAGAGUAUAUGUCAGCCAGCCCGGACUUCAGAGUUCUGAUGGAUAACCAAUUCAAGAAUGUCAAGCUGCAUGCUCGCCUCCUCAGCAAGGCCAUGUGGUACGAAUGGCGAAUGAAGCUACAAGAAGGUCUCAAAGAAGGCUUAGAGAAGACGGCCGAGGGCAUGGCUCAAGAUGAACAGAUCCUGAAGAAGAAGCAGGCUCUCAUAGACUCUGUCCUUCCUGGACUCGUCAAAAAAUUUGCUCAACUCGAAAAGGAGCACAACCUACUCGACGAGGCGGUGCGUGAGCUGGCAGAUUGCGAUCCCGACGAGUUGCAAGCUGCGCGGGACGAGCUGCUUGCUGCCACCCAAGACAUCGACUUGAAGAAGCAGCAGAUUGCAGAACUCGAGCAGGACCUUCAUCAGUCCGAAGAAGCUAUUGGGGAGCUGGGGACAAAGAAGCAGCUAUGUCUGGACGAGAUCCGUGAAGCUGAACGUGUGAGAGAGGAAUGCAGAGGCUGGAGACCUGACGAGAUUAUGGAUCUUAAAGCACGCGUCGAGGCCAUCGAGAAAGAGCACGGCUGGACAGUCACGGGCUGCUCCGGUACGACUGUCUCAAUGACCUACAACCGCGAGGUUGAGCUGGUCUUCGAUCCCACCAGCUUCGCUACCCCGGACAGCGCGGCCAGGAAGCAGCCAACCAACAUCGACCUCUGGUACAUCGCAGCCAACCGCGAACGCGAUCCCGUACCCAUCACUACCGAGCUCGAAUUCUUCCUUCAGUGCAUCCGCGAUCAGGUCAGGGGUCUGGACCAGCCGCGCACCUCGCUGCGCCACAUGCUCGACGUGGUGGGCGCCGGCUGGCUUGAGGCCAAGAAGGUCUCUGCCAAUAUCAGGAGCAUAAACUGCACCUUCCCAACCAGGGUCUCACGGACUUCUGACACAUCCAUGGUCGUCAAGGCGACUUUGCUGCUGGCGGGGCUGAAGACCAAGGUCGAGGUUCUCAUCGAUCUGAGUGGCCAGAGUGUGGGUGGUACGGUUGUUAAGCCGCGAGCAAGGGUCGUCUACGGACAGCGUUUCAACGAGGACCGGAUGGCAGACUUCUUGAGCAAGGAGAUUGGCGACAAGGUAGGCAAGGGACAAGUGUGGGGAGAUGUCAUUGUCGAACUGUACGCGAAGCUUUUGUCUGGGGCCAACAAGCAAUGAUGGAAUUUUGUGUGAUGUUUGGGUAAUGGGUGUUUGCAAAGGGUCUUUUCUUUUCUGGAGGGUAUGUUUGUUUUACUGGCGUUGAGGGAUAAUGCGCGGGAUGGAACACCGAGGAUGAAGG